AUGAAGCUAUAUUGUCUGUUCUUAAGAAAACCAAAACGAAAGGUCGCCACGUCGUUCCACCUCUCGUUAUUUACUGUGCUCAGUGCUAGCAGUGAAUCUUCUAAUGGCGUCGUCAACCGUUCUACCAGUGUACGAGCACAUCAUUUGCUCAACUCCGAAGCCCAGGUUGUGCUCAACCGACCGCAAGCGCUGAAUGCUCUCUGCAAUGCGCUGGUUACUGAACUCAACGACGCGCUGUCUCACUUCGAUAAAAGCAGGAGUAUUGGUGCGAUCAUCAUAACUGGCAGUGAGAAGGCUUUCGCUGCCGGCGCAGAUAUAAAGGAGAUAGCGGAGUUGUCAUUCUCGGCCGCAUAUUCAGAAGAUAUUGUUGCCUUGUGGUCGCACCUCGCGAACAAUAUCCGGAAGCCUGUCAUUGCGGCAGUCAAAGGCUACGCGUUGGGUGGAGGCUUCGAGCUCGCGCUCAUGGCGGACACUCUCUAUUGUACCUCUGAUGCAAUGUUUGGUCUGCCGGAGAUCAAGUUGGGGGUUAUUCCCGGUUCUGGAGGCUCGCAGCGUUUGACGAGAAUUGUUGGAAAGAGUAAGGCUAUGGAGCUGAUUCUAACAGGCGAAUAUCUCACUGGUAAGGAGGCCGGGGAGUGGGGACUUGCGGCCAAAGUGAUUACCGGUGGAAGAGAGGAAUUACUCGCUGCUGCUAUCAAGACAGCGGAGAAAAUCGCCAGUUACGGCCAGAUUGCAGUGCUAGCAGCCAAGGAGGUGGUCGGCAAGAGCCAGGAAUUACCACUCAGAGAGGGUACAGAGUAUGAACGACGACUCUUCCACGGGCUGUUUGGAACAGCAGACCAGAAAAUCGGAAUGACCGCCUUCAUGGGCAAGAAAAGGCCCGUCUGGUCCCGCAUAUAG
Molecule: messenger RNA, 900 nt
Organism: Penicillium hordei
Lineage: Eukaryota; Fungi; Ascomycota; Eurotiomycetes; Eurotiales; Aspergillaceae
Product: ClpP/crotonase-like domain-containing protein
Exons: 5
Coding region: 1-900 (299 amino acids)
Biological process (GO): fatty acid beta-oxidation
Cellular component (GO): mitochondrion
Molecular function (GO): enoyl-CoA hydratase activity
Source: RefSeq, a predicted model, not a curated record